AUGCCCCUCCAUGUUCCGAGCCAGGCCCUGCCGACGUGCCCGCGCGCCCUGGGCGGCGUCCUCCUCUCGCUGUCGGCGGCGCGCGCCCUCCCGCAGGGCCAGCAGCUCCACGCCCACCUCCUCAAGUCGGGCCGCGUGCCCUCGUCGUCCCCUUCCUCCCCGCUCUCCCUCCUCUCCAACCACCUCAUCACCUUCUACGCCCGCUGCUCCCUCCCCCUCCACUCCCUCCGCGCCUUCCGCGACCUCCCCGCCGCCGCCCCGGCUCCCGCCGCCUCCUGGUGCGCCCUCCUCUCCUCCCUCGCCCAGAACGCCCUCCCCCUCCUCGCCCUCUCCGUCUUCCGCUCCAUGCUCCGCGCCGGCGUCCCCCCCUCCGACCGCUCCCUCCCCUCCGCCGCCAAGUCCGCCGCCGCCCUCUCCCUCCCCUCGCUCGCCCGCUCCCUCCACGCCCUCGCCCUCAAGUCCCCCUUCUCCCCCGACGUCUUCGUCUCCUCCUCCCUCCUCGACAUGUACGCCAAGUGCGCCCUCCUCCCCGACGCCCUCCGCCUCUUCCAUCUCAUGCCCUCCCGCAACGUCGUCUCCUGGUCCGCCCUCAUCUCCGCCCACGCCGCCGACCCCGCCCUCCACCCCUCCGCGCUCGCCAUCUUCAGGUCCGCGCUCGAGUCGGGCGUCGACGUCAACGACUUCACCCUCUCCUCCGUCGCCCGCGUCUGCGCCGCCGCCACCCUCCUCGCGCUCGGCGCCCAGGUCCACGCGCGCGCCGCCAAGUCGGGGCUCGACGCCUCCCCCUUCGUCGGCAGCGCCCUCGUGUCGCUCUACUCCAAGUGCGGCCUCGCCGCCCACGCCGACCAGGUGUUCGACGAGAUGCCCCGCCGGAACCUCGGCGCCUGGAACGCCGCGCUCGCCGCCGCCGCCCAGCACGGCCGCGCCGCCGACGCGUUCCGCCGGUUCGAGGCCAUGCGCGCCGCCGGGUUCCGCCCCAACUACAUCACCUUCCUCUGCCUGCUCACCGCGUGCAGCCACGCGGGGCUCGUCGGCGAGGGCCGGCGAUACUUCGCCCUCAUGCCCGAGCACGGCGUCGAGCCCGGGCCCGAGCACUACGCCGCGAUGGUCGACCUCCUCGGCCGCUCCGGGCGCAUUCCGGAAGCGCUCGCAUUCGUCGAGUCGAUGCCGGUGGAGCCGACGGAGUCGGUGUGGAGCGCGCUGCUCACGGCGUGCCGAAUACACAAGGACACCGGCACCGCGGCGCUCGCGGCCGACCGGCUCUUCGCGGCCGGCUCGCUCAGCUCCGGAGCGAGCAUGCUGCUCUCCGGCGCGUACGCCGCGGCCGGGCGGUAUGCGGACGCGGCGCGCGCCAGGAAGGAGAUGCGGGACCGCGGCGUGCGCAAGGAGACCGGGCUGAGCUGGCUGGAGGCCGGGGGGAAGGUGCACACGUUCGUUUCGGGGGACCGGAGGCACGCGAGGAGCGAGGAGAUAUAUAGAAAAUUGGAGGAGGUCGGGGAGCGGAUGGAGCUGGCGGGGUACGUCGCGGACACGAGCGAAGUGGGGAGGGACGUGGGCGGCGAGGAGAAGCGGGCGGCGGUGAGGUACCACAGCGAGCGGCUGGCCAUCGGGCUGGGGCUGCUGGUGGUGCCGGAGGGGGUGCCAAUCCGGGUGAUGAAGAAUCUCAGGGUGUGCAGCGACUGUCACACGGCCAUCAAGUAUCUGAGCAAGUGCACCGGCCGCACGGUGGUUCUCAGGGACAACCACCGUUUCCACCGGUUCGAGAGCGGCCAGUGCUCCUGUCGGGAUUUCUGGUGACUUGUGUGAUUUUGUGGCCAACAUUAAUUUUUGGUUCCUCUACCGCCCCACGUACACAGGACACGGGACGAUUCCGCCAAUUAUCAACCGCCCCAGGUACAGGACACGGGACGAUUCCGCCAUUUAUCAACGGCGGGCUAAAUCCAUCACCAAAUAUGGGUCGCCUAAGAUAUAUGGAUAUAUACACUCCGCUGCUGAUUAGGGACGGAAGACUUUGGGCGGGGGUGACUCUAGGAAAUCCUAACAUUUUUCUCUGCUAAUGUUUUAGCUUAAAAGUUAGUUACUCUCAAAUCAUCUCCAAAAUCCUAGCGCAGUGGGAAGGAUUAUGGCGAUCUGAUCAACAUCCAUUUGUUACCGUGCAGUGCUAUGCUAGCUGAAUAGGCGAGCCAAAUUGGCUGCCGAAACAGCAAGCACACCGCACAAUAGGAGGAAUAUUUUUAAUAAAUAAUCCUACCAAAUUUUUAUAAUUAUAAAAAUAGUCUUUUAAAAAAAAUAAUUAUAAAAAUAGAUCUAUGUCAGAUUGAGUUUUCCUAAAAAGAAAAUAAUAUCGACGGUAAAUGAGUCACCGUAUUUAAAUACAAUGAAUCAUUCAUCAUUUUCAUAACUCAUAAAACUGAGGUUUGCCUAGAGGGAUUAGCUAUAAGAAGCAAGAGCUAGACAAGAGCUAACUCAAGACGGAGCUAACUAAGCAGUAGCCACCUUCAGACAGAAGAGUACCUGAAUAAAGAGCCAACCAUUUGGCGAUCGCCCUGUAGUUUGAUUUGCUGCAUCCUAGUCCGUCCGCACCAAAUACAUCAUUAUUGUAUACUCUUUGAUAUAUAUAGCGCAACCCAAUUCAAUCCUAAUCUUUGUUUUGCAGGUUUAUAAUAGAAUUGAUCCCUUUCUUAUUUUGAAUCUAAAUAUCUAAAUACUGAGAUAAAUUCCCUCUUUAAAGUAAGCAAAUUCCGUACUUGAUAAGAUCAGCAAUAAACACCUGCCUUUCCUCAAAGAAUAAGAGAAGGGAUCUUGGGCAAAGGGUUACCAGCUCGAGGAGCAAGGAAGGGAAUGAAGAUGGCAUAGAAUACCCUGUUAGCAAGAAGGAAAGGAGUUGGGCCUACAUCCCACUACUUCUUAAGGUUCCCUCUUCAAUUGAACCUUGAGUCAGAGGUCUGGCCUUGAGUCAAUAGGUAGGGUCAACUACACCAAAGUGGAAGGGCCAAACUCUAAGCUAUUAGUGGGCUUGUUUGAAUGUCAAAGAAUCCCUUGUCUUUCCUUCGAUACGAGAGGAAAAAUCAAUCGAAGAGGAACGGAAAAGAAUCCUAUGAUUGAUCUGGGAGACAGAUAUCUUAUUCUAAGAGAUAGACCUGCAACUCUUAAGUGGUCCCCUUUAGCAAGUCACCAAGUGUCAGUUUUGCCAAAAGAGUAUUUUCAUGUUGGGCCAAAGGGACUGACUGAAUGAUCCAGUGGCCCUGUGACGAAGGAACGGGCAUGAAGGGGAUAGCAAAAUGGUAGGCCUGCCCUCUGUCCCAAGUCCCAACUAAAGCACAAGUCUAUCUUACGUGCACGAAGAGAACCAAGACAUGGAAAAGAAUAGAGAAGAGAGA
Messenger RNA from Ananas comosus (pineapple), 3380 nucleotides. Its product is annotated as putative pentatricopeptide repeat-containing protein At5g52630. Lineage: Eukaryota; Viridiplantae; Streptophyta; Magnoliopsida; Poales; Bromeliaceae. Gene Ontology annotation, molecular function: RNA binding; zinc ion binding; protein binding. The transcript has a single exon. Gene Ontology annotation, biological process: RNA modification. The record is from RefSeq and is a predicted model, not a curated record. Bases 1 to 1797 code for a protein of 598 amino acids.